This is a messenger RNA of Thalassophryne amazonica, 4706 nucleotides long. RefSeq names its product inactive phospholipase C-like protein 2. The transcript has 12 exons. The record is from RefSeq and is a predicted model, not a curated record. Gene Ontology annotation, biological process: lipid metabolic process; intracellular signal transduction. Gene Ontology annotation, molecular function: phosphatidylinositol-4,5-bisphosphate phospholipase C activity. Lineage: Eukaryota; Metazoa; Chordata; Actinopteri; Batrachoidiformes; Batrachoididae. The coding region runs from base 165 to 3614 and encodes 1149 amino acids.
GAGAGAGAGAGAGAGAGAGAGAGAGAGAGAGAGAGAGAGAGAGAGAGAGAGAGAGAAGUUUCGAGGUUGCUGUCUCGCGCCGCUUGUUGUCAUUAUGGCUCGUCGGUGUCCUCGUGCAGCGUUGCCCUGGCAGCCGCGUUGAGGAAACACCACAAAGUGUCACCAUGGCUGAAUUUGGAGAAAACAAGAGCGCCGCUGGUCCACCGGUUGCUGGUUGGAAACCGACGUCAGGAGCCGGGACGAGUCCGGAGAGUCGCCGCGGACAGCCGUUGUCAAACGGUAAUUGCAGCGUUUCUGACACCGUGAAGAAGGUCCAGAACGAUUCCAGCUCCUCCGGUUCCCCGACGUGGGAGAACACUGAGUCAGGGUGUAAAACAAUCCCACGACGCAGCAGUCUGAUAAAGGAUGGGUCACGCUUAGGUCGAGACAGAAAGAAGACGGUGUCUUUUAGCAGCAGUCUGUCAGAGAAGAAAAUCAGUAACGCUGCCGACUGUAUCCACUCCAUGGUUGAAGGUUCUGAGCUGAGGAAGGUGCGGCCCAAUUCACGUGUCUACCAGCGGUACUUCCUCUUGGAUGCAGGUCUCCAGGCUCUGUACUGGGAACCAUCUAAGAAGGAGUCAGAUAAAGCAAGAAUCUCCCUGUCCUCCAUACGAGAGGUACGGACAGGCCGUAACACAGAGACUUUCCGCACCAGUGGAGUGUAUGAGCAAAUUUCAGAGGACUGCACAUUCUCCAUCAUCUAUGGAGAGACGUACGAGAGCUUGGACCUGGUGGCCAACUCUGCUGAAGUGGCAAAUAUUUGGGUGACUGGCCUGCGGUAUUUGAUGCAGUAUGGCAAGCAUGCUUUGGACAUUAUCGCCAGCAGUCAGGACAGUCUCCGGAUUGGCUGGUUGGAGCAGUUGUUCUCUUCCGCUGCAGAUUUGGAUCGGGAGGAGGACACGGAAGAGGGGAUUUGCCUGCAAUCGGCCAUAAGGUUGAUACAGAGUGUGAACCCUGGCGUGAGCAGUGGUAAAGUUGAGCACAGGUUUAAAGAGCUUCAAAGACUAAGGGAGAAGAUGUGUGGCCUUUCACUUGAUAAUGGAUCUGAACUUAACUGCAGUGAAAACAAAAGACUAUCAGGAAAGAAUGAGCAAGUCACCAAACAGGAGUUCAUUAAGGUCUUCCAUGAUGUUUGCACCCGUCCAGAGAUUUACUUUCUGCUGGUGCAGUUCUCUAGCAACAAGGAGUUCCUGGACACCAAAGACCUGAUGAGAUUCCUUGAGGCUGAACAGGGCAUGGUUCAAGUCAGUGAGGAGACCAGCCUGAAGCUCAUCCAGUCCCAUGAGCCAUCAGAAGACGGCCGACAACAGGGAUUCCUGUCACUGGAUGGUUUUACCAGCUACCUCAAUUCAGCAGAGUGCCAACUCUUUGACAGGGAGCACGAUAAAGUUUGCCAGGACAUGUCCCAGCCUUUGUCCCAUUACUACAUCAACUCUUCUCACAACACCUACCUCAUUGAAGACCAGUAUCGAGGUCCCUCUGAUAUCUCUGGCUACAUCCGUGCCCUCAAAAUGGGUUGUAGGUGUGUGGAGGUGGAUGUUUGGGAUGGCUCUGAUGAGGAACCAGUGGUCUGUACUGGACACAGUCUCUCCCCACCAUUGAUCUUCCAUUGUGUCUUGGAAGCAAUUGCAAAAUUUGCCUUUGUGUCAUCUGAGUACCCUUUAAUUCUGUGUCUUGAGAACCACUGCUCACUUCAGCAGCAGAAAGUGAUGCUGAAGCACCUUGUGAAAAUACUAGGAACAAAGUUAUGCGUAGAUCUCCCAGACAAGGAGGAAUCGUACCUGCCAUCACCACAUGCGCUAACGGGUCGGAUACUACUGAAGGGUAAGAAACUGGGGCCUGUUUGGCAAACGGAGGAUGGGGAGGUGAGUGAGGAGGAUGAAGGAGCAGAAAUGUGUCAAAGGAUAAAAUUAGCUAAUAGUGGAGCGACAGUACAUGGAGGAUGUGACCAGGAUGCCGUGCAGAAAAGUGGUUCUCUUACAGGUGUCACUCAGUGUAAUCAUCCAAACAAGCGUUUCCAGCUGUUGAAGGAGCUUUCAGACUUAGUAACUCUUUGUCACUCAGUACCCUUCAUUGACUUUCCAACAUCAUCCAGAAGCCAAAAACCAUGGGAAUUAUGUUCUUUUCAUGAGUCCCUGGCUGUGCGUCUCGCUGGCGAUAGCCCCGGUGACUUUGUCAACCACAACAAGCACUUCUUGUCAAGAGUGUACCCAAGCCCCAUGCGAAUUGACUCAAGUAACAUGAAUCCUCAGGACCUGUGGAAGUGCGGCUGCCAGAUUGUGUCUAUGAAUUUUCAGACAGCGGGACUGAUGAUGGACUUGAACACGGCCUGGUUCCGGCAGAAUGGGAAUUGUGGUUAUGUUCUACGACCAGCCAUCAUGCGCCAGGAGGUGUCUUAUUUCAGUGCGGACACCAGAGACAUGGUGCCGGGUGUGACUCCUCAGCUGCUCCAUGUCAAGGUGAUCAGUGGCCAAAACUUCCCCAAGCCAAGGGGUUCAGGUGCCAAAGGAGAUGUGGUAGACCCUUAUGUGUAUGUAGAGAUCCAUGGCAUCCCAGCUGACUGCUCAGAACGCCGUACCAGGACCAUAACCCUGAAUGGCGACAACCCAAUCUUUGAUGAGAGCUUUGAGUUCCAGAUCAACUUGCCAGAGCUGGCAAUGGUUCGCUUUGUGGUACUGGAUGAUGACUUCAUAGGGGAUGAGUUCAUAGGCCAGUACACCAUACCUUUGGAGUGCCUCCAGCCGGGUUACCGACAUGUUCCCCUACAGUCUCUGACAGGGGAAGACCUUACAUAUGCCAAGCUGUUCGUGCAUGUGGCCAUCACAAAUCGGAGAGGAGGUGGUAAGCCUCACAAAAGGGGUCUGUCUGUUCGGAAAACCAGGAAGGGGAGAGACUACACAGCUCUUCGGGACUUGGGGGUCAGGUCUGUGGAUGAUGUUUUCAAGAUGGCUGCUCCUCUACUGAAAGAAGCUACUGACUUGAGGGAAAACAUGCAGAAUUCAGUAACAAUGUUCAGGGAGCUGUGUGGAGUGUCGGCGGUAGCUAACCUCAUGCAAUGUGUGCUCGCAUUGGGCUCCAGAGUGUCCGGACCAGACGGGAUGCCCAUAUUGCUGUUUGACCUUCGCGGCCACUACCCCACCCUGGAGACCCAGGGGCCACUGCCCGAUGUCCUGCGCCGGGCUGUCUCCACCUAUGAAAUGAUGGUGCAAGCAAGCAGAGCGGUGAUGGAGCUCUCUGACGGAAUCUACGACAGGAUCUUGCACAUACAGAUAACAGCUAUGGAGUUUCACGAGAACUUGCAGAGCCUGGCAGUGAAGGAGGGGCUGAAAGGUCGGAAGGUCAGUCGAGCGCUGGAGUGUUUCACCUGGAACAUCACCAUUCUUAAGGGUCAAGCUGACCUCCUCCAACACGCCAAGGCUGAAGUCCAGGAGAACAUGAAGCAGAUCCACUACGCUGCCGUCACCGGCAACCUCACCAAGGAAGGCGGCAGGAGAGUCCGACCCCGGUCACGAGGUCACGAUGCCACAUUUGCUCAGGAGAGAGCCAGCAGCGGCGCUCGAGGAGCCUCGGCGUAGCGAGCUGGUGGCGCUCUGCUGCAACAGCAGGUUACCAAACAGGAGAGGAUUUCAGCCAAGUCACCGUGGUAACUGUUGUGCAAACCCUCUCCGUGUCAAGUGGUUUCACUGCAGGUUCAAAACAUCAGGCAGGUAGCCUGGAUCACGUUUCUAAAGGAGCACUAAUGAAUGUAGGCUUCAAAAUGCAGCUACUGUCCGUCUACUCACGAGAUUUCAAACCUGAAAAACAAGCCACAGUCGUCUCUGCUGGAUUCAAAUGUAAAUACACCAACAUCUUUAUUAACCCCUUCAGAUGUGUUUCAGUUGAGUUUAGUCUUCACAUCCCCCCCCCCCCCCUUUUUUUUGAUGACUCAGACUUCAUCCAGAUGAUGUUUUGAUCUUUGGAAAUGCAGCCCCGCUGCAUCUACAUACUAAUUAUUUGUGCGUAACGAGGCUACUAAAUGAGAUCCAGGUUGUGUUGCAGCGAUCCUCAUCGGAUCACGUCGUCAUUCCUUUAGACUGGCUGUUAAAAGGAACUAAUUUCAGUAGGAUGAUUUUGUCUAUCACCAUUCAACAAUUGGCAGAGUGGAUUUGAUUCUGUCACUCAAAAUAAUUUCUCCUUAGUGUUUGCAGGUCCGAGGGACCCCCUCCCUGUUUCAAAAGUCCUCACAGCCCCUGUACGUAGACUGAUAGCAUUCUAUAUAUUUUUAUACCCCGCUAAAGCCAUGGUGUUAACUAAACCACUGUUACUAACCCUAACAACCAAACGUCUGUCUCUAAGGAACAAAUGUGUAUAUAUUGAUGAUGACUGCUUUAUUGGGGGGGGGACAAAAACACUGUACAGUAUUUUAAUAUGUAAUUCAGUCCUUUUCUGUGUAAAGAUUAUUUUUUUUCCAUAAUUUAUUUAUUCCUGAAUUAAAACAUUCCAAAUAGGUUGUGUUUUUAGUGCAGUACGUGGGAAUUGAAAUGUGCAAACUUGAGAAAAGCAUAGAGUUAAUUUUGACCUGCUGUACCAGUCAGGAUGAAAAUAAAGUUUUUAAACAAGUGAUUUUGUCAAUUAUUUGCUCUUAAGAGCGUGACAUUGAUUUGUGCUCUGUCAGAAUGACACGUAGG